AUGCUAUUCCUCCGAGACAUCCUCGCCAUGAGCGCACCGCUCCGCCUCGCGACCCUUGCAACCAUAACUGGAAUACUUCUCGCACGACCAUCCACCGCACAAACAUACACCUCGUGCAAUCCGACACAGCAACAAUGCCCUUCGAAUCCUGCUCUCGGCCGAUCCAUCAGCGUCGACUUCACGGCUGGCGCGUCCAAGGAGUUCACGGCUGAGGGCAACCCUACCUACGGAUCAGAUGGAGUCUCAUUCACAGUCUCGGCAGGCGGCGAUGCACCCCAACUACACUCGAAUUGGUACAUCAUGUUCGGCAAAUACGAGAUCACCAUGAAAGCAGCCCCGGGCGCAGGCAUCGUGAGCUCGUCUGUGCUGCAGUCGGACGACCUGGACGAGAUUGACUGGGAGUGGUUGGGCGCGCAGAACGACGAAGUCCAAACAAAUUACUUCGGCAAGGGCCAGACGACAACAUACGACCGCGCGACGGUGGUCGAUGCGGACAAUACGCAAGGGGAUUUCCACACAUACACAGUCGAGUGGACGGAGGAGCAGAUCGUAUGGCAGGUGGACGGGCAAACAUCACGGGUGCUGAAAGCCAGCGAUGCGAACGGCCAGUUCCCUCAAACGCCAUGCCAGAUUCGGUUCGGCUCCUGGAGUGGCGGCGACUCAUCGAACCCUCAGGGUACCGUCUCCUGGUCACAAGGCCCAACGGACUACAGCGACGGCCCGUUCUCAAUGGUCGUCUCGAAGAUCUCCGUCGUGGACUACUCAACCGGCUCUUCGUACGCCUACGGCGACCGGAGCGGCAGCUGGGACAGCAUCAUGUCUGAUGGAGGAAGAGUAAACGGCAACGUCGGAGGAACCGUCGUAGAUUCGCCUGACCCGACGGUCACAACAGCACCCGGCAGCUCGAUUGCGCCUGCGUGGCAGCAGCCUUCUGGCUCGAUGACGCUGACGUACACCAACUACCCUGGCCUCCCGUCUGGCUGGUCGGUCAACCCGACAACCGGAAAGGUCGUGCCUCCGAGUGCCGCACCUGUGAUCGACAUUCCCAUCCGCUUCGUCUGCGUCGUCGCCGCAAGUCUCGCCGGCAGCUCACUGCUCGGCUUCUGGUUAUAA
Molecule: messenger RNA, 1113 nt
Organism: Saxophila tyrrhenica
Lineage: Eukaryota; Fungi; Ascomycota; Dothideomycetes; Mycosphaerellales; Extremaceae
Gene: CRH1
Product: transglycosylase
Exons: 2
Coding region: 1-1113 (370 amino acids)
Biological process (GO): fungal-type cell wall organization; carbohydrate metabolic process
Cellular component (GO): fungal-type cell wall
Molecular function (GO): glycosyltransferase activity; hydrolase activity, hydrolyzing O-glycosyl compounds
Source: RefSeq, a predicted model, not a curated record